Lactuca virosa is the source of this 183-nucleotide messenger RNA. The record is from the annotation of a GenBank genome assembly. Lineage: Eukaryota; Viridiplantae; Streptophyta; Magnoliopsida; Asterales; Asteraceae.
AAGAAGCUCAGAUCAUCAAGUUUAACAAGUCGAAGACCGAUACCAAAGAGAGGGCAGAUCAUGGUGAGGAUAGCAGCAACUGCUUACCACACUGUGGUUUCUGUGUUCUCAAAGCCACCUCGCACCACCACUCCCAUGGCUAAAACGUUCCUAAGAGAGAUGAAGAUGAACAGAAGCAAUUAG